UCAUCGUAGAUCGGUCCAAGCAGCAUUCCGUACGUUAGGAUAUUAGGAUAUCGAACUUGUUCUAUACGUACCCCUGAUUCCCUGAUUCCCUGAGCUAUUUGCGUACUCGACAUAUCGAAACCUUACAUUCCUUCAUCUCAAGGCAACCAGGAAUCAUCAAAAAUCUCUCCCAUAAUGUCCAGUCCAGUGCCCAAGAUGGAAGACACUGCCCCAUCAGAACACCUUGUCGACACCACCCCCAAGCCAGAUGCCGGUGUACAAUCCUUGCUCUCAAGAAUAGGCGGUUUGGCAACGGAAGACAAGGACAAUGCUAGCGAAGUGAGCUCGAUGGACAUCAAGGGUUCUUCGGCAGCAGCCGAAGAGGCACCCGAUGCCGCAAAAGCUGGAGAUGAAGAGGAGAAGCAGAAAGAGGCGAGCGCCCCUGGUCCUGCUAGCAAACUUCUUCAGUCGAGUUACGAUGUCAAGGUAACGCUUCGAGAUCAGCAAGCCGACCCCAAUUCCCCACUAUUCUCCAUCAAAUCGUUCGAAGACCUGGGAUUGCACCCUCAACUGCUCAAAGGACUGUAUGCUAUGAAGUUCCAGAAACCGUCCAAGAUCCAAGAGAAGGCUCUACCUCUGCUGCUCGCAAACCCGCCAUCAAACAUGAUCGCCCAAUCUCAAUCGGGAACAGGGAAGACGGCGGCUUUCAGUCUGACAAUGUUGAGCAGGAUCGCAUAUGGCCAGGAGUUGCCUCAGGCGAUCUGUCUAGCACCUUCCCGAGAACUCGCUCGACAAAUCGAGAUCGUCAUCCAGUCCAUGGGCAAAUUCCUACCUCUCCAAACCUUCUUGGCCGUCAAGGAUGGUUGGGACCGUAAUACAAAAGUGACCGCUCAGGUGAUCGUUGGAACCCCUGGAACUGUGAUGGACAUGAUCGGCAAGAGGGUGUUGGACGUCAAGGGGAUCAAGGUUUUGGUACUGGACGAAGCGGAUGAUAUGUUGGAUAUCCAAGGUUUGGGCGAUCACACGUUGAGGAUCAAAAAGAUGAUUCCGCCAGCUGCGCAAACUUUGCUAUUCUCUGCUACCUUCCCUGACCGGGUCGACGCUUUCGCCAAGCGUUUCGCCCCGGAUGCCAACGAGAUCAGGCUCAAGCCGGAAGAAUUGAGCGUCGAGGGGAUCAAGCAAUUUUACAUGGAUUGCGAGAGCGAGGAGGUCAAGUAUGACGUGCUGUUGGAGCUUUACAACUUGUUGACGAUUGGACAGUCGAUCAUCUUCUGUGCACGACGAGAUUCCGCGGAUGUCAUUGCGAACCGUAUGAUCGCCGAAGGACACUCGGUCGCCGCCCUACACGGUGCCAAGGACGCGAACGAGCGUGAUCUCGUGAUCGAUGGGUUCCGAGAUGGGAACACCAAGGUCUUGAUCACCACCAACGUCAUCGCUCGAGGUAUCGAUAUCAGUCAGGUGACAAUGGUCGUCAACUAUGACUUGCCUACGCUUCGACAGGGAGGAAUGGGCAGGGAUAGGGUGGAUACCGAGACUUAUCUUCAUCGAGUUGGUCGAACGGGUCGAUUUGGACGACAAGGAAUCGCGGUCAACUUUGUCAGCGAUGAGAAUUCGUGGCAGGCGAUCCAGGAUCUCAAGACGGAUCUCGGACGAGAUAUCGUCAAGGUCGCUACCGGAGAUUUCGAUGAGAUGGAGAAGACUCUGAAAUUCCACAUGAAGAAGUAGACAUAGGGUGGAAGUUUAUGCCCCAGACCGACUUGUAACGACAACUAGCGAUGUCACUAUCGCACUCAGACAUGACUCGAGGAAGAGUUUAUGCAUACCAUAACGAUCUGGCA
This is a messenger RNA of Filobasidium floriforme, 1817 nucleotides long. RefSeq names its product putative DBP5-RNA helicase. Gene Ontology annotation, cellular component: cytoplasmic stress granule; nucleus. Gene Ontology annotation, biological process: poly(A)+ mRNA export from nucleus. The record is from RefSeq and is a predicted model, not a curated record. Gene Ontology annotation, molecular function: ATP binding; RNA helicase activity; RNA binding. The coding region runs from base 175 to 1704 and encodes 509 amino acids. The transcript has 11 exons. Lineage: Eukaryota; Fungi; Basidiomycota; Tremellomycetes; Filobasidiales; Filobasidiaceae.